Carassius carassius (crucian carp) is the source of this 953-nucleotide messenger RNA. It is a transcript of the gene nenf, whose product is annotated as neudesin neurotrophic factor. The transcript has 4 exons. NCBI's taxonomy places the organism in Eukaryota, Metazoa, Chordata, Actinopteri, Cypriniformes, Cyprinidae. Gene Ontology annotation, cellular component: membrane; endomembrane system. The coding region runs from base 358 to 912 and encodes 184 amino acids. The record is from RefSeq and is a predicted model, not a curated record.
UCAUUUCCGGUUCGUCUCACGUGAAUGGAGAAACAGAAACUUGCGGCUGGAUGUUUAGAAGAAAAUUCCCGAAGCAGAAGUCUGUUUCAUAUAAAGUGCAAACCGUACAAGUCCACUAACUUAUAUCUUUGACCCUAAAUAACGACACAUUGAUGUUAAACCAUUGUCCUAAAGCAGUCAUUACAGAUUCUGUACCAUGACAAAUGGAGCAUUUCCACUUAAGAUUGUGAAAGCUGAUCUGAGAUCAGCAUCUGAAAGACUGAGUGGAAACAUAAAGUCCCAUGACAACAAGGAAACUGAGUCUGACGCCGCAGACUAGGUUCUUGCAACAUAUAAACCUCAACACGACCGUCCACUAUGUUUUCUGCCCGUAUUGUUGUAUUAUACGGCUUACUAAGUAUUUGUUACACAAAUGAGAGUAAAAUAAAAAACGCACAGAGACCGUUGCGUCUGUUCACCGAGGAGGAGUUGCAAAGAUACGAUGGGACUGAGGACGGAAAACCAAUUUACAUGGCCAUUAAAGGUGUAUGGAAAAGGUUAGAUAUUGUAUACAUCAUAACGUUCUCCAGUCCUUUUUGUGCUGGUGUUAGCUAUUUAUGUGGAAAUCCUGUUGUGUUUCUUUCAUUUUCAGAGUUUUACAGAAAGGGAGCAGCCUAUAAUGCCCUUGUGGGUAAAGACUCAACCAGAGCUGUGGCCAAAAUGUCCCUUGAGCCAGCAGAUCUCACACAUGACACUACGGGCCUCACUGAGAGUCAACUACAGUCUCUUGAGCAGAUAUUCAAAGGCACAUACAAAGCAAAGUACCCCAUCGUGGGAUACACCAGCAGACGUGUUCUCAAUGAGGACGGCAGCCCCAAUAUAGACUUCAAACCUGAAGACCAACCCAAUUUCACCAUUAAGGAUGAAAUUUGAUAAUAAUUGUCUUAUAAUAAAGCUAUCAAGAAGUCCAAUCA